Molecule: messenger RNA, 775 nt
Organism: Nicotiana attenuata
Lineage: Eukaryota; Viridiplantae; Streptophyta; Magnoliopsida; Solanales; Solanaceae
Product: protein LIGHT-DEPENDENT SHORT HYPOCOTYLS 4-like
Exons: 1
Coding region: 36-572 (178 amino acids)
Biological process (GO): response to light stimulus; mRNA transcription
Cellular component (GO): nucleus
Source: RefSeq, a predicted model, not a curated record
UUCAAAAGUUAAAAGUCCCCCACAAAACAAUAGCCAUGUUAGACGUGUUUAGUACAAGUUCUAUCUCAGAAAACUUCUCCCCACCGACAGCGCCGCCGCCGCCAUCACCGGCGGUGAGCCGUUACGAGCUACAAAAGCGGCGAGACUGGAACACAUUCGGACAAUACUUAAAAAACCACAAGCCACCAUUGAUACUAUCAAGGUGCAGCGGAGCAAACAUUCUUGAAUUCUUAAAGUACCUAGAUCAGUUCGGAAAAACCAAAGUUCACAACUGUUGUUGUCCGUUUUUUGGACACCCUCAGCCGCCGGCACCAUGUACAUGUCCGUUGAAACAAGCGUGGGGCAGCCUUGACGCGCUAGUCGGUAGGCUACGCGCUGCUUUCGAAGAGAACGGAGGACGCGCGGAGACAAAUCCGUUUGGGGCGAGAGCAGUGAGGUUGUAUUUGAGGGAAGUGAGGGAUUCACAAGCUAAGGCAAGAGGGAUUGCUUAUGAGAAGAAGAAAAGAAAGAAUAAUAAGCGACAUUUUCAGGAGCAAGAAAAAGAAGGAGAUAAGAACUUGAAGCUGCCAUAGACAUAGUUACGUUGUUUCAUGAGCUUUUUUGAAUUUAGCUUUGUUGGAUGAUAUGUAUAGAAACCAGUUCUCUUUUUGAUAACCAACCCUAAUUUCCACCUCUUAGCUCCUUAGCUAGCCAAUGUGGAUAUAUAGUGCUCUUCCCUUUUUAUGUUAUGUUUUUGUUAGUACCAUCGUUUUGCUGCAAUUGAAAUUUUUAGUAA